This is a messenger RNA of Periconia digitata, 2157 nucleotides long. NCBI's taxonomy places the organism in Eukaryota, Fungi, Ascomycota, Dothideomycetes, Pleosporales, Periconiaceae. The record is from the annotation of a GenBank genome assembly.
CCAAAGACACCGUUCAUAGAUUACAUUUGCCUUUAUAUAAGCACGAUGAUUGGAGGACACAGCAUACAGACCCUAUGCGAACUCGAAAAACAUCUUCAGAAGAAAGUAGAAGGUGUACCACCCUUCAAACCGCAUACCUGUCAGCAUUGCGAGAAGAUCGUGGUGGAGAUGCCCGAUCGACCUCCUCAUUUCUAUGACGAUCCACCUGGGAAGUCCAUACAAGUAUCCAUUCAAGGCGUCACUGCGAACACGUUGAUCGACGGGGCAAAUGAUGGCUGCCCUUUAUUUACCCCAGUCGCUAAGGAUAUGCCCGACAAAGUAGCACAACGGAUGGGAGAUUUGGACGUCAAACUGAAGAUAGACUUGAUUAGAGGCGAGAGGCGUUGGAAUAGCGUCACUGGUAAACUUUUGGACGGAUACCAUGGGACCCUCUUGGUCGAAGGUAUGGCCUCACCCAUGUACAGCUUGGGUCGAGGUGUUAAUUCGGAUUGCCCGGGCUGGCUUCGAAAAAUGUGGGUGGUAUCCCCAUCUUCGGAGGGUAUGUUAAGUUGGGCAAGAUAUUGGUAUCAAGAGUGCGAUAAAAAAGCAGGUUUUCGCCAUCACAUGUGUCAGCCUGCGGCGGAAAGAUCUUCCUUUAUACCGACUAGACUUAUCGUUGUUCCUCGAAAACACGAAAAGCAGUUGAAGAUUGUGAAAAAAGGCAAAAUAAAAAAAGAGCAUGUCAAAUGGUGCAGUCUCAGCUACUGCUGGGGGGAAAGCCAGGACAUGCAGAGUACCACUAAGAACUUCAGGUGGGGUGAAAGGACUAUCUGCUUGCGGGAACUACCGCGUACAAUUCUCGAUGCUCUUCUCGUCGCGCACUCCAUUGAGGUCGAAUAUAUAUGGAUAGACUCGCUCUGCAUUCUUCAAAAUGAUCCUAUGGAUGUUCAAAAAGAAUUGGCAAGCAUGGCAAAGGUUUAUCAAGACGCUGCUGUCACGCUGGUCGCAGCGAGCGCUUCCAAAGUCACAGAAGGAUUCCUCAACCCGCGCAACUUCGAGAAGAAUUGGGAAUCGGCGCCAAUUCAACUCAAAUGUCGAUACGAAUCCAAGCAGGGAAGCAUCAUGUUGCACCAUCUCAAUAAACAAGCCCCUGAUGAUCCGAUACAUAGCAGAGGCUGGACAUUACAAGAAAUGAUGGUAUCGCCACGACUGCUCAUAUAUGGAUCUAGUGCAACCACAUGGUCCUGUAAUACUGAGCGAUACCAUGAUUGUGAUUUACUAUACCCCCAGAGCGAUGACAUAAGAGAGCUCUCCUGGGGUGCCGUGCGACUGGAUGGUUGGAAAAACAACUGGGACGUGAUAGUCGAACAAUAUAGCAAAAGGAAGCUUUUCCUCGCCAAAGACAGGCUCAAGGCUCUCGCAGCAAUAGCAGAAACGUAUCGGCACGGGCAUGAAGUAAAGAAGCAGCGCAUGAUAGAGUUGGAUCGGGAAUCUGGCCCUACGAAGACUGACGUGUCACCGCCAGUAAAAUAUGCAGCUGGGCUUUGGACCGACACCCUGGACGAAAUGCUUUUAUGGCAUUAUACAGAGCAUACUGGAAAUGUGCGCCAAGGAUCCUACCGAGCGCCAUCCUGGUCUUGGGCUUCUGUUGAUAGUGCACAUGCUAUAAACUUCAAACAGGCGACUGUGCUGAGUAUCAAGUCAAUUACCGUAGAGCCCGAGGACUGGAGAUUACCAUUUGCUGAUGCGAAGGAAGGGUCAGCAAUAAUCCGAAUAGAGUGCGACCUGGGGAGUUUUUACCUGGGGAGAGAUUCCCCCGAAGAUGGAAGAGCCUCGGAACCCUAUCUAGCAUCCAUAUUCGAGACCUACAGUCGAAAGAAAGGAAUGAGAAAAGAGAAGAAGACCUGGAAGCCGAAGAAACCAGGUGAAUACAUGUACUUGGACGCUCCGAAAAGCGACUUCGUGUACUGGAACACGGGAUGCUGGUCAAAAGUCUACAUGUUACGCGCAUAUACCGACUGGAAGGAAGAGGAGUACGUAUCUGCACUGCUCCUAGUGAAAACAACUAGCACCGGAAACACCUAUAAGCGAAUAGGGAUAUGUAGAAUUCAGGAUACACGGGGUAAGGUAAGGGAACACUUUUGGCUUUCCGAUUCUUGUAUCAUUGAAAUUGUAUAG